AUGGUCAUGGGAACCUGUUUAAGCACAAAGAGAAUAAGAAGAAGUCCGCUGCAAGAAGAAGAGGAAGAUGGAGACAGAUCCGAAGAAAAGAAGAAGAAGAAGAAGAAUAGAAAAAGAAGAGGUGACAAGAGAGAGAGCACCAUGAACCUUCACCUUAUCCACAUGCCAUACCGCAAGAGGAAGCCUCCAAUAGAGAUAGAGGAAAUAAGAAAUCUUCUCAGAUGGCAAUGGAGAAAGCAUAUAUGGAAUUGGAAUUAUAGAAGGAGAAUUCUGAAACUUGAGGGAGAAGCCGCCUGUUGA
This is a messenger RNA of Microthlaspi erraticum, 300 nucleotides long. The record is from the annotation of a GenBank genome assembly. Lineage: Eukaryota; Viridiplantae; Streptophyta; Magnoliopsida; Brassicales; Brassicaceae.